Messenger RNA from Cladophialophora immunda, 687 nucleotides. RefSeq lists its product as uncharacterized. NCBI's taxonomy places the organism in Eukaryota, Fungi, Ascomycota, Eurotiomycetes, Chaetothyriales, Herpotrichiellaceae. Bases 106 to 456 code for a protein of 116 amino acids. The record is from RefSeq and is a predicted model, not a curated record. The transcript has a single exon.
GGUGAUCCCGCCCACCGUGCGGGUCAGGCCGCCUACCGUGUUCUAUAUGUCGAGCAAAGAUAUGGUUAGUCAGUCAGUCAGCCAGUGCACGGACACGGACACGGGAUGCGGAUGAGUGUAUGGAUGAGGAUAUGGAUGAGUGUACGGAUGAAUGUAUGGAUGGGUGGUAAAGGAGGCUGCAAGAAGGGACAGCGACAAAAGACUCACACCGACGGCAGAGGUGACGAACUUUGCGGCGCCGGUGACGCCUUCGUCGGACGAGGAGGUGUUGAUGGGCAUUCUCGUGUUAUGUGCGAUGCUCUGCUUCUGCUUCUCCUUCGCCUUGCUUUUCCUGUAUAUCUUCUUCGAGGCUCGAGGGAGUGCGCUAUUGUGUCUGCGUCUGUGUCUGUGUCUGCUUUCCUGAUCACAAACGAUUUCCCAAUGCGGAAUGCGAAAUGCGGAACGCUGGACGCUUGAGCGGGGACGAUAGAUAGGAUUGGAUCUGGAAAAAUGGAGUUGAGGGGUGUUUUGCAUCGUCGUUGCAAGUGGCGCGUGCAUACAUGCUAUGUACCCCAGGCCUGAUGGGCACAGUUGGGCGAAGAUGACGAUGAUGUCAUUCAUACCCUGCUUUACGUAGCACAUGCGUACAACGAUCUUGGAUGUCGAGUUUCUCCUAAGUAUCGACCAGGGCAUCCCCUGCUCGAGGCC